CUAUGAAUUCUAUCCAUCUCUUUCUCUCUCUAUUUCUUUCUCUGUAACUUCACUUUCAAUUUCAAUUUUUCAUUGAUCAAGAAUCAGACAAACAACAAAAAUGUUAGAUGGAUUCGACAUGUUUUCAAAUACAGACUACUUAAGCACCAGCAGUUCCAUGUCCGGCGAACCCAAUGAUCAUCAUCAUCAUAAGAACAACAACAAGAACAAGAAGAAUAACAACAAAAGAAGAUUUAGCGACGAUCAGAUCCGAUCACUUGAAGUCAUAUUCAAAUCUGAAUCCAAACUUGAACCAGCCAAGAAACUCCAACUUGCUAAAGAACUUGGACUUCAACCUCGUCAAGUUGCCAUAUGGUUUCAAAACAGAAGAGCUAGAUGGAAAUCGAAAGAACUUCAAAAGGAAUAUACAAUUCUUCAUAACAAUUUUACUUCUCUUUCUUCUCAAUUUGAAUCUUUGAAAAAAGAGAAACAAUCACUUUUGUUUCAGAUUGAAAAGUUGAAUGGUCUGUUGCAAAGAUCAGAACCAGAUCGGGUUAUAAAGGAAGAAGAUAAAACCGAUUUAGGGUUAGGGUUGCCAAUUCUUGGCAACGAUGAUGAUCAUGAUUAUUUUGGGUUGCAGAAUGAAGAUGAUCAAGAACUAUGUGCUAUGGUAGAUGAUUCUUCUUUGCCAUCUUCGAAUAAUUUGGAAAGUUUAGAACUUGGUACUAAUUAUCAAUGGUGGGAUGUCUGGUCUUGAGAAAGAUGUUUUGUUUUUACCAUUUUUGUUCUUUUUAGUCUUCUGGGUAGUGAGAUUGUGAGAGAUAGUUUGAAGAUCAUGAUAUUGUAUAAAAUUUGGUAUAAUCACUU
Molecule: messenger RNA, 846 nt
Organism: Impatiens glandulifera
Lineage: Eukaryota; Viridiplantae; Streptophyta; Magnoliopsida; Ericales; Balsaminaceae
Product: homeobox-leucine zipper protein ATHB-12-like
Exons: 2
Coding region: 101-736 (211 amino acids)
Biological process (GO): positive regulation of DNA-templated transcription
Cellular component (GO): nucleus
Molecular function (GO): DNA-binding transcription factor activity, RNA polymerase II-specific; sequence-specific DNA binding
Source: RefSeq, a predicted model, not a curated record